AUGGAUAACUACACAUCGGUUCCCUAUGAUGAUUACGAUGUACUCAUCGAGGGUGAUCUGCCAAACAACGACAGAGAACACUGUGACAAAUAUGACGCCACGUUUCUCUCGGCUCAGCUGGUUCCGAAGCUGUAUUUCACCGUAUUUGUGGUCUGUCUUCUGGACAAUUUCCUGGUUGUGCUGAUCUUGGUAAAAUAUAAAGGACUCAGAUACGUGGAGAACAUCUAUUUCCUAAACUUAGCCAUUUCCAACUUACUGUUCUCGCUUAUCCUGCCAUUCUGGGCUUACACUGCCUCACAUGGAGAAGUUUUCGGAAAUCCCGUGUGUAAAAUUUUCAUUGGCAUCUACAACGUUGGUUUGUACAGCGAGGCUUGUUUCAAUGUGCUUCUGACAGUAUGCCGGUUCCUGGUUUCUUACGCACCAACCACUUCCUUGGUCCGGAAAGUGCCCUGUGGGAUCUUUUUCAAUGUCUUGAUGUGGGCAGUGGCCAUCCUGGCCACUUUGCCUGAAUAUGUGUUUCAGCUGGAAGGAAAGGAAGACACAUGUUCAUUUAGUAGGCCUCAUUUUCUGCCCACUCAUGAGACAUCUUGGAAGAAGUUUCUGAUCUUAAAGAUGAACAUUUUGGGACUCCUGCUUCCUUUAUUUGUUUUUAUAAUUUGCUACGUGCCAAUGAUAAAAGUAUUGUGCAUCAGGAAGAGGACGUACGAUCCCUUCAAGCUUAUUUUUGCCAUCAUGGUUGUAUUCCUUCUGAUGUGGGCACCCUACAACAUUGCACUUUUCUUGACUACUUUCAAAGAACAUUUCUCCCUGAGCGACUGUCAGAGCCUCUAUGGCCUGGAGAGAGUUGUUCAGAUAACAAAAAUCAUUGCCCCCACCCACUGCUGCAUCAACCCUCUCCUCCAUGUGAUUUUUGACCAGGACUUCAGGAGCUGUCUGUGCUGCAUGCUGCACCUGAAUCAUAACACUGCACAGCACCCCAGGGAGAGAUCUGAACAAAACCCAUUACAGGAUCAACAGGAGCAGGAGCACUCCACUGCUGUAUGA
Molecule: messenger RNA, 1044 nt
Organism: Chrysochloris asiatica (Cape golden mole)
Lineage: Eukaryota; Metazoa; Chordata; Mammalia; Afrosoricida; Chrysochloridae
Gene: CCRL2
Product: chemokine (C-C motif) receptor-like 2
Exons: 1
Coding region: 1-1044 (347 amino acids)
Biological process (GO): inflammatory response; G protein-coupled receptor signaling pathway; chemotaxis
Cellular component (GO): cytoplasm; membrane
Molecular function (GO): chemokine receptor activity
Source: RefSeq, a predicted model, not a curated record